CUGCCUAGAAAACCGCGUAACGCUCCUCGGCACCGCCGAGGCGGUAUCGCUGCAGGCUGCAUCAACAACCGUCGCGACUUCCUUUCCAUAGUCCUAGCCACCACGGACACGGCCAUCGUCGAGCAAGAAGGAACUGCGAUCAUGGCGUCGGUAGCAGCGCCUGCAGCCGCGGCUUCAGAGCCCUGCUGGACCGAACUGCUCCCGCCCCUGGCCGCUCGCGGGGUGCUGCCCGGCCUGCCGCCGCUGGCUCGCCUGCGCAACGCCGUGUGUGCGGCCAUGGCGCCCCUCGCCGCCCCCCUGCCCACCACACAGCCCGCCACUGCGGCCCUGUUCCCCGCGUCUGCGCUGCUGGCGGCGGUGGAGGGCUGUGUGGCUGACACGGCCGCCAUCCCGCCACCCGCCCGCCCCGCCGCCUGCCUGCUGGUCGCGGCAGUGGCGCAGGAGCACUACGUCCGGGCGCACAGCACGAGGGCGCGACUGCUGCGCACCGGCUGGAGCGAGGCGUCGGCCGCAGCCGGGUCGGCUGCUACGGGUGCUGCGGCUGCUGCGAGUGCUGCUGCCGAUGACGGCUCGCUGCGGCGCUUCCUGACCAGCCAGCCUCCUCAGGUGGUGGCUCUGGCGCUGCAGCAGGCCCUGGGGGAGCCGGACAGCCAGCUGGGCUGCCUCAUGAACCGGGUCCUGCAGUUCGGGCCGGAGGGGGUCGAGGUGGCGCUGCGGCGCACACUCAUGGCGGUCAGGUCGGGCGACGUGCAUCUGUCUGCGGGUGACGGCCGGCGCACUCUGGGCGGCGUGUUUUUCAAGGAGCUGGGGCGGCUCAAGGCGGGGGCGGCGCUGCAGCAGGCGGGGGAGCAGGUGGAGGCAGAGUCAGAUGCGGUGGGACUUGUGCUCAGCAGCUGGGGCCUGCCGCUCACACCGCAGCUACUGCCGCCCGGUGGCGGGCGCGGCGGAGCGGCUGCUGCUACUGCCGCCCGGGAGCGCUACAGCCGGCUGUGCGGGGGCUGGCGGGGCAACUGGCUGGUGUGUGCGCCCACCGGCUCGGGCAAGACACGCGUGUUCGUGGAGGUGGUGAGAGCUCUGGUCGAGUCGCGCAACCAGCCCGCCGCCUCCUCCUCCUCCGCCGCCUCCCUGGGUGCCCUGGUGGUGGUGCUGGCGCCGACUGUGGUGCUGACCGCGCAGCACGCCGCCUACUUCCUGCGGGCCGCCCUGCCGCGCACCCAGGUGGGCGCCUUCUCCUCCGACAACCCCCUGUCGCGGGAGGCGUGGACCCGUGUGCUGCACGACACGGGCCGGCUGGCGGCUGGCGGCGGCAGGGGCGGCGGUGGCGGUGGCGGCAGUCACUGGGUGGUGGUGGCCACCGCGGCCUCCUUCGCCAACCUGCUGCAGCAGCGGCACGCAGUCAUGAGCCAGCUUGACCUGCUGGUUCUGGACGAGGCACACCACUGCCACGACGACCACCCCUACGCCCAGGCCAUGCGGCACUUCCGGCCGCACCACCCGCCCCCGGUAGGUGGCCGCGGCGGUGGCGGUGGCGACGGCGGCCCCCGGGUGCUGGGCGCGACGGCCUCCCCAGCCAGCGAGCAGAGCCUGGCGGCCCUGCACGUGCGCAUGACGGCGCUGCUGGGGCUGCUGGGAGCGCGGCUGCACGCCGUGGAGGUGGAGGAGGUGGAGGCGGGGGAGGCAGGGCAGGCAGUGCUUUGCGAGCCGGUCCAGUCGGAGGUGCGUGUGCCCAUGCGGGCGGCGGACCGCACCAUGUGCCAGGUGCUGCAGGUGUUUGCGCUCAAGGCCGCGGCAGACCUGGGCGGGAGUCUGCAGCGCCUGCGGCCGUGUGGGCGGAUCGCCACGUCCGACCUGUGGCAGCUACAGGAGGGACUGGUGGAUGCGGUGCGGUCGUCAAGGGCGGCGGCGGCGAGUGACAAGCCCCUGGCUACACGUCUGGACACCCUGGGGCAGUGGCUGGCCCAGGGCAGGGCGUUUGCGGCCCGCUACACCUGCCCGCACCUGGAGCUGGCCUGCCGCCUACUGGACCUCCUGCGCAAAGCACUGGAGCUAGCGGAGGAGGCGGGCUCCGAGGCCGCGCUCACCUACCUAGCACGUAAGGCUGCGGCCCUGGCGCGCGAGGAGGCGGAGCUGGAGGCGGCGGAGCUGCAGGCCAGACAGGCGGGCGGCGGCGCCAGGGCCGCCUAUGCCACCGCUGUGGCACGUAUCCUGCUGGGGGGCGCAAGCAGUGAGGACGACGAUGACAACAGCGGCGGCGGCGGCAGUAAUGGAGGUAACUGCAGUGGCAAUGUUGGCAGUGAUGGCGGAGAGCUGCCGCCACUGCUUCAGGAGUUGGGUGCGGCGGCGCGGCGGCAGCAGCUGCCCAGCGGGCACCAGGUGGCGGCGGCACUGGAGGCGGAGUGGGAGGCGAGCGAGGGACCCCGGGCUGGCAACAGCUGCGAUGACGUGGCGCUGCGUGUGUCGGCCCUCACCCGCGAGAUGCUGGUGGAGGGAGACGGGUGUGUGCUGCCGACCGGGGCCCCAGGGGCGGCGGGGCAGGCCGCUGGCGAGGCGCUGGCGAUGCAGCUGGUUCGCGGCUGCUUCGCGUCCGGAGUGCUGCAGGAGGUGAGCCGUGGCUGGACAUGCGCACUCGCCAACGCCGCCACGCACCGCAAGUACUGGGCUCUGAUGGAAUUCCUGCAGCGCUACCGGGACGCUGACAGCGGUGAGGGCGGCUGCUGCCACGGCAUUGUGUUUGUCAAGACGCGCCAGGCGGUGUACCACCUGUCGGACAUGAUCCGCCGUACGGCACAGCUGCAGCACGUGGAGGUGUACGAGCUGGUGGGCCACGGCGGUGCCGCCGGCCGCCGCACGGCCCUGGACCCGCACAGUGACCGGCACGGCCGCGGCAUGAGCGGCAGUGAGCAGCAGCAGGUGCUGCGGAUGUUCAAGGACCCAAGCGGCUCCGCGCGCUGCAAGGUGCUUGUGUCCACCUCUGCCGCGGAGGAGGGCCUGGACGUGCCGGGCUGCUCCUGGGUGGUGAGGUACAACGCCGCCGCUACAGGCAUCCAGCUGCUGCAGAGCCGCGGCCGCGCACGCCUGGCCACCGCCGCCGCCACCUUCGUAAGCAUACUGCAGGAGGACACACUGGACCUGCGACUGCACCAAAAGGCGAGGGAGGAGGAGCGGAACAUGAAGGAGUACUGCAGCGGGGGAGGCGGGGGAGGAGGAGGAGGCAGUGGGAGGCGGGAAGGGCAGGGAGGCGGGGGCUCUGAGCAGUCGAGGCCGCAAGGAAAGAAGCAGCGGCUUUAGUGCGGGGGAAAGGUGGGGUGCUUGCCAUCCUUGGCAACAAGGCUCGGGGCAGAGGCUCGGGUGGUGGAAUGAUGUGUCGCUGCUGUUAUUGGGAUAGAGCUAUACGGUUGCUUAUGAGCCGCAAGCCGAAGAGCAAUAGCGGUUUGUGCAUGUGUGUCCCGGGGUGGGGUGGGGCAGGGGACGGCUCAGGGCGAGCAUGG
Messenger RNA from Chlamydomonas reinhardtii, 3488 nucleotides. RefSeq lists its product as uncharacterized. Gene Ontology annotation, molecular function: ATP binding; nucleic acid binding. The coding region runs from base 142 to 3288 and encodes 1048 amino acids. The record is from RefSeq and is a predicted model, not a curated record. Gene Ontology annotation, cellular component: cytoplasm. The transcript has 19 exons. Lineage: Eukaryota; Viridiplantae; Chlorophyta; Chlorophyceae; Chlamydomonadales; Chlamydomonadaceae.